This is a messenger RNA of Didymodactylos carnosus, 546 nucleotides long. Lineage: Eukaryota; Metazoa; Rotifera; Eurotatoria; Philodinida; Philodinidae. The record is from the annotation of a GenBank genome assembly.
AUGCUAGGGUGGAAGCUCACACCAAAUCGAAACAAGCUUGGAGUACAAAAGAACAACAUAGCACUGGUGGACUUUAUACUCGCUGUGAAAGUAGACCACAAGGUUGUCUUACAACCAGAGGAGCAACUAGCAUCGAAUGUGUACCAUGGCUCUAACAAACCACAGGAAAGUGGUGUAAGUUCUGGAACUAAACAUAAUCCAAAAUGUACAAAUGUACACGGUGUGAUACAUUUUAUACAACAUCAAGAAAAUGGAGCGGUGACAGUAACGGGUGAAAUACGAAAUUUGGCACCAAAUUGUCGACACGGUUUUCACAUACAUGAAUUUGGUGAUACAUCAACAGUUGAUCGUAAUGGGAUUGCUCGUAUAAGUCUUACAGAUAAUGUUAUAUCACUAAGUGGCCCCCAUUCAAUCAUUGGUCGAUGUAUUGUUGUUCAUGCUGAUGAAGAUGAUCUAGGUCGUGGCGGAAGCAGCGAUAGUAAAACAACAGGUCAUGCCGGUGCUCGACUGGCUUGUGGCGUUAUUGGACAAGCUAAACCUGAAUAA